Messenger RNA from Bactrocera tryoni, 7483 nucleotides. Its product is annotated as serine-rich adhesin for platelets-like. Lineage: Eukaryota; Metazoa; Arthropoda; Insecta; Diptera; Tephritidae. The transcript is spliced from 8 exons. The record is from RefSeq and is a predicted model, not a curated record. Bases 113 to 7144 code for a protein of 2343 amino acids.
AAAUAUUCACAAAACGAAAUUUACUUUGUACGAGUACAAACCGACAAUAAUUUCGGACACCCACAUAGACUUUUUUAAAAAAAAUUGCGAAAAGAAAAAUUGGACAAUUAAAAUGAGACGAACUCGCCCUCACUUGCAGGAAUUAUCAUCACCAAGUACAGCCUCGCCACAACGCACAAGACAACGUACAACAUCGACACCGUCACUGGAGUCUCCAGAUGAGCAACUUAUAAUUGAAUCGGGUGAACAUUUGCAGCCAUAUUCCCCCUCUGAUACAAUUGAAAGUUUGGCGCUCUCGACUGGUAUGUCAACUCCUGUAGAAUUUAUUGCUACUGAAGAAUCUUUACCGGUACCUGAUGUAGUAAAAGUUAUAGAAACUCCACCUGAAGCCGUUGGUAGCUCUAACCAGCCAUCAGCUGCUCCAAAGGAAAAGCAUAUUGCGGGCGGUGAGUUGUCGCCCGUUUGUAUAUCAAGUGACUCAACAAAUGACUCAGAUUGCGUGGUUGUAGAAGAACCGACUCAACCGAAAAAAGAAGAACCGCAACGAAAGAGACGAGCUAGCCCAUAUCAUUAUCACUUUUGGCGUCCGCGCAGUCCACUUAAGUCGUUCAAGAAAAAGAAAAUGUCAGCUUCUAGAGAACGGGCGCAAAGUGGAAGUGGAUCAAGGGAAUAUGCCAAACAUUCAGUUGAGGGUUGGUCAACGCAAGAUGUUAUACCAGAGGCAAAAAAACCUGGAAAUUAUCCUGAAACUUCUGCCAGAAAAAAGAACACCAAUCAACCAAAAAAGCCAAACACUGACUCCAACAUAGCAACAAGUGGCGACAACAAACCUAGUGUUUCUACCAAACAAACGAAAGAAGGCAUUUUAGAAACAAAAAGUGUGAAGAAGGAAAGUAAUUCGCCUCAAAAAUCAAAAACUGAUGAAACUAAGUUUAAAGCGUCAAUGAAAAAAAGAGAGAAGGCCAAAAGUAAAAAAAGGCAUGCCACCAAAUCUAAAGAUUCUACCGAACAAGCAAGUGUACAAAUUUCAGAAGAACAUCGUGUAGAAAAAGACAGCAAUCCAGCUCAAAAAUCAUCGGUUUCAACGGAUAUACGUACUAAAGUUACAAAACGUGACGGAAAGAAAUCUAAACUAUCUGCUAUUCCAACGAAAUUAAAAAGUCUACAUGAACACGAAAAGGCGCCUCAAGAAUCAUUGAUUACUACGGAGACUAAGCAAUCGAAAACUUCGAUCGUAACAAAGGGUAAAAAAGAUGGUUCGCAAGACACUUUAGUUUCAACAGAAACUCAUGAAACAAAAUGCAAAACCCAAACUGAAAGAUCAGUAGCCAAAACGGACAGCAAGUUAUCGGAACGCACGGCUCAUAAAUCUACUGAGUCCAAAACAUCAUCCGUUUCGAAAGAUGUAUCAAAAGCACGAAGUGACAGUAAAUCGCCUUCAAAAUCGGCGGAGUUCAAGGAAACACAGUUGGUUGCUGUGGUGACGAAAAGAGCAGAUAUUGACGACAGUUUACCAAACACAUCGUUACCGAAAGCCAAAGAAACUAAAACAGCUCAAAAAAUGUCCUUUGUUGAUAUAGUUAAGGCCUUAUUGCCUCGAAUAAAAUCUCGGCGUCAAGCCUUAACGAUAUCACAAGAGGUUGCCGCAAGAAUUAAUCGGCAACCUCUAUACCAACCGCAGUCGCUAACGUCUCGCUUACUAAGAUCAGCUGGCGUACAAACUGCUAUGAAUUGGUAUCAUAUAAUACCAUUGCAUAGAGACGCUGCAUCCUGCAGUCUCAGAGAACUUAUAAGGAUUGCAGUACAGUAUGAAAAACAAGUGUUGGGAAAGACGGGAACACAUAAUUUACCCAUACAUAUCGCUAAGUGCCCACAAAGACCUCUGUGUACAAUUCGCCCUGAUAUAUCUGCCGCAACGACUUCGAGAUCAGCUGAGACCGAUGUACGUUGGUUUGAAUUGGUUCAAGUAUUAGACAGCCCAGGACAGCGUUUUUACUGUAGGGCAAUCCUACCCAGAAGAAACACUUCUAGCGGCCAAACCGCACAGCAUACAGCCGGGAAUAGUCAAACAACUGGUGUAUCUAAGACAACCAGGCAAACAGUGGUCACGACCGCGCAAACGCCACAAACUACGCAAAGUAGAGUUGAAGUGACCAGUACGGCAACGCAGUCUGAUCUUCAAACAACUCCGUCCAAUGUAGCAGUGGGUACGCACGAUGCAGACAUUCCAAUUAAAACCGACGUAGCGGUGGGUACGGAUGAUUCUGAAAAUCAAAUACCAGAAUCCAGCAAACUUACAGCAGCAACGCAAACUCAGCCGAUUAGUACAAAGACGCAGUCCACGUUAUGCGACGUGCCGGAACAAGUAAAUGCUGCAACGCAGUACGAUCCGCCACCGUUAGUGCGCGAUCCAGUUGUGAUUGAAACUGACGGUGGUGAAGUCAAUACAUUAGCAAUAUUAUGUCAGUUGACUAUGUUGGCGCCACUGGCCACACAUACUUCGGUCCAAACCACUGGUUUUGAAGUUGAUACCUUAUUUUCUUUGUGUCGCGUAGCAAUGUCGGAACCCGUGUCAAAACAGGCUGCAACCCAAACUAUUGGUAUUGAAGUUAAGAUACAAGCCACACUGACUGACGCGACGGAGCUGCCGACAAACGAACAAUAUUCGCAAUGUGAACCACAAAGGCAAGUAGAAGAACAACCGUUGGAUUAUUUGAAUACCGCUGAAACCAGCAACAAUACACAAGCUGUUUCUAACCGAUUGCCGGUUGAAGUUGAGGUUAAUAUUGAUAGGAUUCUAGGUGAACUAAGCCUUGAAUCCAAUUCUGAUUUGGACGAAAACGUAAAGCAAUCAAUAAUGGUUUCGGAUGUAGUCGACAUCUCAAAUACUCAUACUAACAGUAAAAGAGAAACUCUCUCUGACAUUCUUCCAGACGGCGUAACAACGUUAUCUUCCGAUUCUUCAGAAGGUCCAUGGGACGUGCGAAAUUUACGUGAAAACAUCAACGAAAUAGAUAAAGAAUGCAAGUUCACAUUUGUUAAUGUAGAUUUACACAGUGAUGCGAGUCUGGAUAUGCGUCCUUCAACAUCGGAGCCCGCUCUGCAUAGACUAAACGUGCUCAAGAAAGACCAUGUAUGGCAAUUUAAACCCAACUUUUCGGCUAGACGAAACAGUGGCAGUUCGUCAGAAACUGUCGAGUUAGCGAUUUGGCAGGAAAUUGAGUGUAUGAGGAAGGCAAAAAGUGCAAAUGUUAUUUCCGAUACGCAGACUACACAGACUGCUUCAAGACAGCAAAUAAGCACAACUAAAGACGAGCGCUGUACUCAGAAUACUGAGCAUGACGAGAAGAAUUCGAGAAACGAAAAUAUUGAUGUACAAAACCAGCCUCCAAAUUUCAAUGGAUUGGCACUGCAAAGAUCUGUACCGCCCACACCAAUUCAACGAAUACCGUGCGUGUCAUUGGAUAGACUGGUAUCAACUAAUUCCCGAGAUAUGAAACGACAAAUUACGCGCAGAUAUUCUGAUCCUGAGUGUGGGGUUGGUACGAUGCAUGACACAGCGGAGAGACAGAACUCCAUACUAUUGGCCCACAAAUAUGUGACCACGCAAUUGGACGGUAUUCCAUCCAUGCAGGAAAUACGCGCUCGCAGAGAGGUUAUAAAUAAUUUGUAUACUCAGUUCGGUAAUUUGAAUUCCAACAUUGUUUGGGCUGGUAGGCUAAGACGACCGGUUGAUAUAAGAAUAACAAUUCGUCACAUUUUGGGAAUCACCAAAAAUAUCACCAGCUUUGUGGGCGAUUGUCUAAAUAUUUCAAAAUUUUGUUCACUUCAAGUCCUUCAGGAUAGUAUCGCAAAUCUUGUUCCAGAUGGCGAAAUGAUACUAUCGAUAGGCUGCUUUUUACCACAAAAUACCAAAUUUACUGAAGGUUAUGAAAUAGUUUUUAAUGAGCUUAAAGUCACACUGAAAGAGUCUAAAGUGCCAAGAAUUAAAAAAGAAGAUAUUGAAAUAUAUUUAUAUCCACUUCAGUCGGGUGCAACAUUCGACUGUGGAACACAGUCCAAAGAAUGGAUUGGCUUUUUGAAUAAUGAACAUAGACCAAAUCUUUUAUUGGCUUUUAUGAUACACAGCAAACGAAUGUGUUCACCAUUUUCGUAUCUCUUUGACAAAGCAUUUGAACGUGCAAUGAAGGCAUCACAAAUUAUUAUCGAUGCCGAAGUUACCAACCAAUCAAAUACGGAAGAAUCGGAAAACAAUGGUAGCGAGGUGCAAAAUCAAAUGAAAAGUGAACAAAAUAUACCUGAUACUCCAAGUAGGCAACCAAGCACUGAAAGUUCCGGAAGUAAGGCUACCGAGGUUCAGAAUGAACCAAGAAGUGCAGUCACAGUACCUGAUACUCCAAGUAAGCAACCAAGCACUGAAAGUUCCGGAAGCAAGGCUACCGAGGUUCCAAAUGAACCAAGAAGUUCAGUAGCAGUACCUGACACUGCAUUUAGGCGACCAAGCACUGAAAGUUCCGCCAGCAAUAACACCGAGGUUACCAAUCAAUCAAGGACUAAAGAAACUUUAACUGCCACCAUAGGAAAAAGAACGUCAUUCGAGUCAGCCUACGAUGGUGAUAUUUCGCAAUCCUUGGAUGGUUUGUCGCAUACAGAAGUUACGCCUGUCAAGAGUGCGCCUGAACACAAGAGAGUUACCGAGGAACAUGCAGACACCGACUAUGAAGACACCCCUAAGAAUCGCAAAAAAGCCAGUAGAAUGAAAAGGAGGUCAAAGCUGCCUAAUAAGUCCACAUCUUCUCCGCCGACUACAGAAAGCACUGAUAAGUCGAUUAAGGAUGAAGAUGGCUUACAAAGUAAGGGUAGCGCAAAACGUAAACAAUCUCUAAAGAAGCGCAAGAAAAGAGAAGUCUCAUUAUUAACACCACCGUCAUCAUCAUCUUUCUACAGGAGUGAAAGAUUGACCAUGAGACGACCAGAGAAUAGUGAUAAUGAGAAUAACGUAAUAUCUGUACCUGCCGUAUCAUUAAGUCAGAUAACAAAUCGCGAAAUAAUUUCACAUCCUUUCCAAGAAACGUUGAACAUUAGUAAAGGAAGUGUUUCGGAAAGCCAAAAUCAAGCUUUUCCACGUAUGCGGAGCCUAACCAGUUCAAGUUCAAUUGACGAGGAGACUUCAAAACAAGAAGCAGAACAAAUCGCUAAACGGAAAGACAGGUACGCUAGAAAGGAAUGCCAACAUGAGACAACUGUCAAACAGGGGCGCACUGUUGAAUCUGAAACGGAUCCUAAUAUUAAAACUGACAUAUAUAAUAUAAAGGAUGUAGAUCUUUCAUACACAUCAAGUACAUCUGACGGAAAUACAAAGAAGAAGUAUAAAUUAAAGCAAGACCGAAAGAAACGCACACUUCAGAAGAGAUCUUCAGAUUAUGUAAGUCUUGCUAGUGAAUAUGAGUCAAAAUGCAAAGAAAGUCCACGCCAAACAAAUUCCACGGAUUCCAGCCUAGAAAUCAUUGAUUUAACUGGCAUAGACUCUAGCUCUUCCGACGAUGAAACGGAUAGCGAAAAUGAAGAGAUCAAAACUUCAAGUAGUGAGAGGAAACUAAGACCCUCUAGUGCCCACAGUGUGAUUGCACGAAACGAGUUUGACACACACACACCGACUGUAGAAACAUCUCUCGACAUGGCUAGCAAACAUUGUUCCCCUGAUUUAGGUUCCGAAAGCAGAAAAGGGAGUGAAGGAGGUGUAACAACUCACAAAGAGCAUACUAGAGAGACAUCAUUACAGAAUACAGAAAGUGAAAAGCACGAAGCCAGAGAUAAAGAAAACCAGUCAUUGCGCUUCAACAUAUCGGGGGAGAAUAAUCCUGAAGAUAGAAUUAAUACAGAGACAUUUGGAUCUACCUAUAAUAGUAGUAUAAUGCAACCUGUGCGUAGUGACAGUGGUGCUUUUGAUCUGCACUACUCGGACAGUGAAAGUGAUGAAACAUCAAGUGAUUCGAAUUCAUCCGUAAAAACGACAAUUAGCAAAGCUGCAAGCAUUAAGGUUGCGGAAGAAACCACAAAGGACAACGAAACUGACAAAAAAGACGACAAUCAGGCUAUUAACGACUCCGAUCGUAGGCACAGCACUGAAAGCGGAGAAAAGGCAAGAAGCAGCAAGACAAGUAAUGAAGAUACUUCAUCAGGAACUGAAUCGUCUGGUAGCAGCACAACGACUAGUUCUGGAAGCAAGAACGAAAAUUCAUCCCACUCAAGCUCAAGCGACGAUGAUACCCUAAAAGAUGAAAUACAAACCACGAUUCCUCAGAAUAAAACCAAUGAAAGUGGUAUGCAGGAUAUGGCAGAGAACACAGAUGCGGAAAAUACUGAAGGAGAGGAAGAUAUGCUUCAGACAGAAUCAUUCGAUCAAAACACAAAUUUGGAAAUUGUGGAAGCAUUUAAUAAUUCUCCCCAUAUACGAAGAAUUGCUGAGGGCGUUGUGGGGUCUUUAAAUAAUGCAGAAGAAAGCCUGUCAGUUGAAAAAAGACAGCACAUUUCAACUGAGCAACACCAAGCCAUUGCAAUGCCAACAACUUCGUCUGUACAACCGUCUCCGAAUCGCGCACCAAAAGAUCCCAUUUUUCGGAAACCUGCCAAACCCAUUAAUCCACCUGAAUCUGAAAAUCUGAAAUCAAAUGAAUCUGCAUACUGGCCUUUUCCACUAUCAGAGCGGGAGACACGAAGAGGCUGGGCUACAGAGGCUGCUCAAGCAGAGAGUGGUGAAGUACGUUCGCAACAAGUGUCCUGCACUUGCUUGGAUUCAAGCAUAAUUGAGUCAACCUUAGCGGCACCACAAGGGCCUUCUCGUGUUAUUCGCGAAACGCCUGAAGCAGCUAUUGAGGAAGCAGCAAUUGGUGGCACGUUUGAUAUACCAACAUCGCCGACAAGUAGUGGACCAGCAUGUGUAGAGAAUAGUAGUGUCCACCUUAACGAAGAGGAUUGGUCUAUAUCGAAUCUGUUAGAAAAUUCUACCGAUAACUGGGAAGACUGGGCUGUCCAAGCCAGAAAUGAACUGAUUGAUGUGUAUUCGAGCGAUGUGUUACUUUUAGAAGAGAGUUCGAACACACAAGUGAAAGAAAGCUCGAAAGAUGAUAUUGUACCAAAAUAAUUAUUCACUAAUUCGUGGCAACAGUCUGGUAACACCCACAAAUGGGUUACAGCGAGUCAAAAGCUCAAAGUGAGUCGGCGGACGAAGGCAUAUAAAUGUGGGUGUCCAGUACCAACAGUCUAUAGUUAGUUUGCCGUAAAAAGAAUAUUUUUACAUAAAUAUUGACAAGUUUUUUUUUAACAAAUUUUAACUGUUUUAAGAUCAUAUGUUUUAUGUUCGUUUAAUUGUGACCUUUAUACGUAGUACAUAUCUCAUAAGUUCUCCGUCUACAGGCUAUUGGAAGAAUAAUAAUCAUAUAAUAUAUAUAAAACCAGUAAUCAGAUUAUUAUGACAAGCAAA